AUCUGAGCAUGUGUUCGCGACCACGAUGAGUAUGCCGCACUUCCGGCCAGAUCGCCGGAUUUCCGCUGAGUGACCCUUACAAGUCCUUCUUGAUCCUGAAGUGGAUUAGGUGCCGCUGUUGCUGCUCUUGUUGAAUCUAGAACCGUAGCCAGACAUGGGACUGGAGGACGAGCGAAAGAUGCUUACCGAGUCCGGAGAUCCUGAGGAGGAGGAAGAGGAAGAGGAGGAAUUAGUGGAUCCCCUAACAACAGUGAGAGAGCAAUGCGAGCAGUUGGAGAAAUGUGUAAAGGCCCGGGAGCGGCUAGAGCUCUGUGAUGAGCGUGUAUCCUCUCGAUCACGUACACAAGAGGAUUGCACAGAGGAGCUCUUAGACUUCUUGCAUGCAAGGGACCAUUGUGUAAAAUAUCACAAGUAA
Molecule: messenger RNA, 415 nt
Organism: Mandrillus leucophaeus (drill)
Lineage: Eukaryota; Metazoa; Chordata; Mammalia; Primates; Cercopithecidae
Product: cytochrome b-c1 complex subunit 6, mitochondrial
Exons: 4
Coding region: 155-415 (86 amino acids)
Biological process (GO): mitochondrial electron transport, ubiquinol to cytochrome c
Source: RefSeq, a predicted model, not a curated record